This is a messenger RNA of Anopheles bellator, 585 nucleotides long. RefSeq names its product spermine oxidase-like. The annotation marks the transcript as partial. Lineage: Eukaryota; Metazoa; Arthropoda; Insecta; Diptera; Culicidae. Gene Ontology annotation, molecular function: polyamine oxidase activity. The transcript is spliced from 2 exons. The record is from RefSeq and is a predicted model, not a curated record.
UUACCGACGAUCAACCAGAACGCGAUCGAUGGCCUUUACUUUGGAACGGUGAACAAGGUGUUCCUUCUGUUCGAUACUCCCAUUCCCGAUGAGUUCGGCAAUGUUGUCGAUCUGCUGUGGUACCAGCAGGACCUUCAGACUUUACGGCAAUCGAAGCACGCCUGGGCCGAAGCCGUUGGCUUCUUCUACCGCGUGGACAGCAAACCGCACGUGCUCUGCGCCUGGUUGAACGGUGCUCAAGGUCGCCAAUCCGAACUCUUGUCGGAUGAUACGAUUAAGGAGGGUCUGCUUUACCUGCUUAGCAUUUUCGGUAAGAACUACAACUUCGGAAACGUACAAGCUGUUUUGAGAUCGAAAUGGUCUUCAAAUCGCUUCGUCCGUGGAUCUUACUCUAGCCGAUCGCUCGCCACUGAGCGUCUUCAAACUGGAGCGGGUGAUCUGAGUGAAUCGCUCACAGCUGCUGCUAAUCACCCGGUAGUUCUAUUUGCUGGUGAAGCCACCAGCGUCGAACACUACUCCACUGUCCACGGUGCGAUCGAAAGUGGCCAACGUGAAGCGAAUCGUUUGAUCGACCUGUAUCAAUGA